Molecule: messenger RNA, 1205 nt
Organism: Trachemys scripta elegans
Lineage: Eukaryota; Metazoa; Chordata; Testudines; Emydidae
Product: calcium homeostasis modulator protein 5-like
Exons: 2
Coding region: 15-944 (309 amino acids)
Molecular function (GO): monoatomic cation channel activity
Source: RefSeq, a predicted model, not a curated record
UGUGGACAUCAAACAUGGACGGUAUCCAGACCAUUCUGAAAUUCCUUAUUAAUCGGAAAACUGCCAUUGGUUACAGUUUUAUGGCUCUACUGACAGUGGGAAGCGAACGUUUAUUUUCUCUUGUUGCUUUCAAGUGUCCCUGCAGCAAUGAAAACUUCAUCUAUGGUUUGGUAUUUCUCUUUGCCCCAGCCUGGGUAUUGCUAGUUAUUGGGUAUUUCAUGAAUAGCAGGAUGUGGAAACUUUUCACAGGCUGCUGUCUGAAUCCCAGGAAAAUAUUCCCCAAAGGGAACAGCUGCAGUUUCUUUUAUGUCUUUGGACAAAUCACCUUAAAUGUUCUGAUAGCUCCUGUGAUGUGGCUUUCUGUGGCUUUGCUCAAUGGAACUUUUUAUGAAUGUGCCAUGAGUGGUUUGAAAUAUCCAGGGUACUUAAACACGCUCUGCAAUAACAAAUCUGUCAGGUGCUGGGAAGAGCUGAACAAAGUAGCUUGUGGCAAAACCACCAUGUCCUCUUCAGAGAGUGAGGAAUUAAAACUGACACUUCAAGCACAGUCUCAGGUUCUAGGAUGGUGCAUCAUAGUCACUACAGCUCUUUUGUCUCUGUUAACCACCUGUUGUGCCAGGUGUCAAUCUAAAAUCAGCCACCUUCAAAUGAAGUUCUGGAGGAUCUACAUAGAGAAGGAGAGAGAACAACUGGAACAACUUUUCCAGCUAUAUGCUACCAAACUCAGUGAACGAAACCUGACGAGCUUUUUUGAGAACGAAGAACCGGAUGCCUUUCCCAUGCCAACCUUCCGGGCCUGGGAAGACGCUUCUCAACUCUACUCUUUCAACAGCAGUGAGCAGCACUACAGCACCCUUCAUAGACUGGUUGAAGAUGGCAAGAAAGACAUCAGUGAGGAAAGAGAGACAAUGCUGGACUUUGUAGAUGGGCGGGAAAUAGUAUAGCUAAUAGCCAUGUUCAGCCUUUUUAAAUAUUUUGCUAAUGUGAUUUAAUUUUAACAGUUUUAAUCUUUAUAUUUUGCUGAUAGUGGCCUCUCUUUCUCCAUUCUUUAUUUCUCUCCCAACCAGUGGCAUGCCAUCUAUGAGUGCAACACACACAUUGCAUGCCCAACCGGCUGUGCGCCAUUCAACUGGCAGCCCAAAUCCAACCUGUGGGAUGAUUCCGGUCCAGCCCCAAAAUGGCAUCCUCUGCACAGCGUGACCUUG